GUCCUAUCCUUUCCGUCACACUCGCAUCGCCGUCCCCUUGGCCCUUGCCCCUUUCUCGCGCUCUCUCUCUCUCUACCCGGAGAAAACAAAACCAGACCAUCAGCAGGAGACUGGGGUGUGAGUGACCGUGCGAGAAGGGGGAAAAACAAUCCAAACACUCUCGCCAGCACACAAAUCUCGCGCACGGGUUCGGGGGCGCCAGCUCGAUCCGCGGCCGAAACCCUAGGUGGUGACGACGGUGGUGCUCCGUGGUGGUGCUGGAGGACGAGGAGGAGGGCUGGGAGCGAUGACGUCGCCGAGGAAGGACGCGGGGUUCCUGACGCAGGACCAGCGGGAGAAGCUGCGGAUCGCGGUGCAGAACGCGGAGACGCAGUCGCUCGCCUCCCCGCGCUCGCCCACGGGGGGCACCACCUCCGCGCUGCUGCAGCAGUACGAGCUGCAGAUGCUGGAGCAGAAGCGCGCCGCCGCGGCCGCCGCCGCCGCCCGGGGCGGCGGCGGCGGCGGAGGUGGGCCCAGGCACGUGCGCCGGUCGCAUUCCGGGAAGGCCAUCAAGGUGAAGAAAGAUGGAGCUGGCGGCAAAGGGACUUGGGGCAAACUAAUUGAGACUGAUGCAGAGGCAUGCCUUGAUCGAAAUGAUCCAAAUUAUGACAGUGGUGAGGAGCCAUAUGAGUUAGUUGAGGCCCCUGUUUCAACCCCACUAGAAGACUACAAGAAAUCUGUUGUCCCUUUAAUUGAGGAAUAUUUCAGCAAUGGGGAUGUAAAAUUAGCUGCUUCUGAUCUUAAAGAGUUGGGUCAUGAUGGUUUCCACUGUUACUUUGUCAAGAAGCUUGUUUCCACAGCAAUGGAUAGGCAUGACAAGGAGAAAGAGAUGGCAUCAGUGCUUCUGUCGUAUCUUUAUGGCAACGUGGUCAGUUCAACUCAAAUUAGGCUGGGAUUUGUGCUGCUAUUAGAGGCUGUUGAUGACUUGGCUGUUGACAUACCUGAUGUGGUUGAUGUGCUCGCCCUUUUCAUUGCACGUGCAGUUGUUGAUGACAUUCUGCCACCUGCUUUCCUCAGCAAUGCAAAAGUGAGUCUGUCAGGAUCUUCAAAGGGUAUGCAGGUUGUACAAAUUGCAGAGAAAAGCUAUCUUUCAGCACCCCACCAUGCAGAGUUAAUUGAGCGACGAUGGGGUGGUUCAACCCACAUCACAGUAGAAGAGGUGAAGAGGAGGAUUGCUGAUCUUCUGAAGGAAUACAUCAGAAAUGGUGAUACAGCUGAGGCUUGUAGGUGCAUUAGAGAAUUGGCAGUGCCGUUUUUCCAUCAUGAGGUGGUGAAGCGAGCUCUUACUCUUGGAAUGGAGAGUCCAGCUGCUGAAGCUCUUAUUGUCAAGCUUCUGAAGGAAGCAUCUGAAGAAUGUUUAGUAAGCUCUAGUCAGAUGAUGAAAGGAUUCCACCGUGUUGCUGAGAGUCUUGAUGAUCUCAUUCUUGACAUACCAUCUGCAAAGUCUGAAUUUCAGUUGUUGGUAUCAAAAGCCAUUUCUGAGGGAUGGUUAGAUUCUUCCUAUGUGAACUCAGGUGUCAACGGAAGCGUUGAAGACGAUGAACAUGAGAAGCUGGCUAGGUACAAGAGGGAGGCUGUAUCCAUAAUACACGAAUACUUUUUCUCUGAUGAUACAACAGAGGUCAUCCGUAGUGUCAAAGAGCUUGGUUAUCCGGAAUACAAUCCGAUCUUCGUCAAGAAGCUCAUAACAAUUGCUAUGGACCGCAAGAACAGGGAGAAAGAAAUGGCAUCGGUUCUUCUCCCUUCAUUAAGCAUGGAGCUGUUCUCGUCUGAAGACAUCGCCAAGGGAUUUGUAAUGCUCCUUGAAUCUGCAGAAGACACCGCGCUGGACAUAUUGGAUGCCUCAGAUGAGCUGGGACUGUUCCUAGCCAGGGCUGUGAUUGAUGACGUUCUCGCACCUCUAAACUUGGAUGAGAUUAGCAGCAAGCUUCCACCAAACUGCAGUGGGGCUGAAACAUUGAACAUGGCACGCUCCCUUGCGUCGGCCCGUCAUGCCGGUGAGAGGCUUCUGAGGUGCUGGGGCGGUGGAACCGGAUGGGCUGUGGAGGAUGCCAAGGACAAGAUAACAAAGCUCCUGGAGGAGUAUGAGAGUGGAGGCGAUGUAGGGGAGGCAUGCAACUGCAUCCGUGAGCUGGGUAUGUCUUUCUUCAACCAUGAAGUUGUCAAGAAGGCGCUCGUGAUGGCAAUGGAGAAGAAGAACGAGAGGACCCUGAACCUGCUGCAGGAGUGCUUUGGUGAAGGGAUCAUAACCAUCAACCAGAUGACCAAGGGGUUCUCAAGGGUCAGGGAUGGGCUCGACGAUCUGGCUCUCGACAUUCCUGAUGCCAGGGAGAAGUUCCUUUCCUAUGUGCAGCGCGCGAAGAAGAGUGGAUGGCUCCUGCCUGGGUUCGGUGUGGCAUCUUCGGCUUGAACAGCUGGGCAGAAGAGAAGUACGAAGCUGAAGCGGCUCAGCAAACCCAGUUUGGAUGUGUGUUUUCGUCGUUCGUGGUUGCCCUUGCGCCUAGGUUAGCGGAGCGAGCCCUUCCUGGUUGCGGUGGUGGUGGCUUGUGUAGGUCUCGCAUCUGACAUGUUCAUGCUGUUCUUGUUUCAUUUCAUUUAACUCUCCAUAGACCCUUUUUUUUUACAUCAAGCUAAAACAGAGAAGAGAAAAAAAAGACCAUGUUGUAAAAGUUCUCCCAUGCUCCGCCUGCAUUGCGGCCGGUUUUUUCAUCCUCAUUUAGCUGCAAUCGUGCGUUCCUGCCCUCUCAUGGCCGCCGUAGCUGUUUUUCUAUGCCAUUGGAUGCUUGGAUUGUGAUUGCUAGUUUGUUA
Messenger RNA from Zea mays, 2847 nucleotides. RefSeq names its product MA3 domain-containing protein. The record is from RefSeq and is a predicted model, not a curated record. The transcript is spliced from 4 exons. Gene Ontology annotation, biological process: negative regulation of DNA-templated transcription. Bases 287 to 2449 code for a protein of 720 amino acids. NCBI's taxonomy places the organism in Eukaryota, Viridiplantae, Streptophyta, Magnoliopsida, Poales, Poaceae.